CUUCAUCACACAAGCAGCGACCGGCCACUGCGCGCUAUCGUCCACCCCUUGUUACCUUCGACCAGCAUGGGGUAUUCUAUAUUGAUGCAAUGGACGCCUGCAGCUCCCGGUCGCACGAGCACAAGCGACCUUGUCCUGUCCCGCGUGCUGGAGCAUUACAAUAUUACCCACCCCCUCCGCUCUUCGAUCCAGUUCCGCACCUUCCGCGCCUCCUUCCCCGACGGCGAUGGGUCUGCGACACGCAUCCUCACGACCGUCACUUACUCGCAGCCCAUCCCGCCGGUGCGCGACGUGCCGGUGCCGACCGGGGCACGGGACGACUGCACCUACCUCUUCCUCGAGGACAGAGGGGUGAAGACGGAGUCGAAGGGUGGGGCGGGCGCGACCACAGGCUCGAGCGCCAAGGCUGAGGAGAAGGAGACAAAGGAUGGGGACGUCGAGAUGAAAGACGAAGAGUUUGAGGUAAAGAAAGAGGACAAGAAGGAACCCGAACCGAUAGAGAUCAAGGACGUCCUUGAAGAGGAUGGGUUUGAGAUAAUCGACGCGCCGAAGAAUGGCGCGCCCGCCCCUCCCGAUCCUACCCCCUCGGCUCCUCCCGUAUCCGCCCCCGCUCCCUCAGCUCCCCGACUUCCUUCCCCGCCGCGCGAAAGAAAGCGCUUCAAAACUCUGGCUGUCAAGCCCGCAACGUCCGUCAUGCCGACGCUGCACAACCUGCUCUCGCCCUUCGUGCUGGGCCUCACAAAACAGGGGCGUGCGGGCGCGAGCACGACGGGCCAAGCCGCCGGCCCCUCUCCGCUGCAAGGCAGCUCUUUGGUGAUUAGCACGCUCGCGUUCCCGCCGCCCAGCCACCCUCAGCCGCCGCUCACUCUGAGCGUGCACAUCCUGCCCAAUGCUGCGCCCAGCAUCUUCCUCGAGGCUGAGUGGGAGGGCGUGGCGCCGAGCGCUGCCAACCGCGCUGUGCUCGAGGAGUUCCUGCGCGGCUGCAUACCGGACAACGUGGAGGGCGUCGAGAAGGUGCUUGUGUGGGACGGAGAGGCGGUGGAGGGCUGGACAGGGAUCGAACGGACGCGGCGCAUGACCACCGUGCUGUGUCGCGCGUUGAGGGAGAGCAACAUUAUCUAAAGGGUGAGAUGAUGCAAUGCAUAC
Messenger RNA from Cutaneotrichosporon oleaginosum, 1146 nucleotides. RefSeq lists its product as uncharacterized. NCBI's taxonomy places the organism in Eukaryota, Fungi, Basidiomycota, Tremellomycetes, Trichosporonales, Trichosporonaceae. The record is from RefSeq and is a predicted model, not a curated record.